Messenger RNA from Astyanax mexicanus (Mexican tetra), 1407 nucleotides. It is a transcript of the gene snapc3, whose product is annotated as small nuclear RNA activating complex, polypeptide 3. Gene Ontology annotation, biological process: snRNA transcription by RNA polymerase III; snRNA transcription by RNA polymerase II. The coding region runs from base 30 to 1169 and encodes 379 amino acids. The record is from RefSeq and is a predicted model, not a curated record. Gene Ontology annotation, molecular function: bent DNA binding; RNA polymerase III type 3 promoter sequence-specific DNA binding; core promoter sequence-specific DNA binding. Gene Ontology annotation, cellular component: snRNA-activating protein complex. NCBI's taxonomy places the organism in Eukaryota, Metazoa, Chordata, Actinopteri, Characiformes, Acestrorhamphidae. The transcript is spliced from 9 exons.
GCGGCAGCGGCGCUGUGUGAAGCGCGAGCAUGGCGGAAGGCGCGGAGAAGGAGGAUGUUCCGGUGUUUGAGAAUAUCGAUGUAAAUACUAAACCUUUCCACCUGCGGAGCUUCAGGAACCUGUGGCUCGAGGCGCUGAAACCCCGCCUCUACUCAUUCUCCAACACCGAGCCCGCGCGCGAGGAGGCGGAGCUUAUGCAGGAGAUGGGCAUCUCACCUGAAACCCUGGAGGAGCUGAAGACCAUCUGCAGUACUGAUGCUCUGCGAAGUCAUCCAGAAGAGGAAGCUCCAGAUCCAGAUGUUGUGCCUCCAGAGCCGAAACUCGCAACUUUAAAACUGAGGAAGAAGAGGCAGGACUAUAAAAAGACUCUGCUAAGAGAGAGCAUCGGGAGACAUGACAUUUACGCUAAUGAAAUGGAGAUGCUGGCUUUGGGCAGAAAGCCUGAAGACCCGACAGAUUUUGUACAGGAGGGCGAAAUGAUUCUGACUUUCAACGUUUUAUAUCCAGUUCUGUUUGAGCGGUUUAAGUACGUGAGAGCGUAUCAGACUCUGCUGGUUCUGGGCUCUCAGAAGCUGUCGGAGUUGAGGGAUGGGAUCUGCUGUGUCAGUGAUCUGCAGGUUUUUGGGGAAUUCAGCAGCACACCUGACAUGGUUCCUCAGUUCAUCAGCAAGGAUCACUAUAAAUCUGCUUUCUUCUUCUUUGAGGGAACUUUCUACAAUGAUAUGAGGUUUCCAGAAUGUCGGGAUAUCAGCACGACGACGCGUGAAUGGGCGAAGAAAAACGAUUUCCCAGAAUUCAAAUCCACAAAGAUGGAGGACACGACAUUCUACGACCUGAGACUAAAGGUGGGCUAUCCGUACCUGUACUGCCACCAAGGAGACUGCGAGCACGUGGUGAUUCUCACGGAUAUAAGGUUGGCUCACAGGGACGACUGUCUGGACGCUAAGCUGUACCCGCUCCUCACCCACAAACACAGGGUGGCGACUCGGAAGUGCUGCGCCUGCCACCUUUACAUCAGCAGAUGGAUAACCACGAAUGACCCUCAUGCUCCGUCAGAACCGUGUCUGUACUGUGACCAGUGCUUCCGGAGUCUGCACUAUGAUGAACAGGGGAACAAACUGGGCGAUUUCAACGCGUUCGCUUACGUCGACCCAGGAGCGUUCAACUGAGCCCGGCUUAAAGGGUUAAAUGUGCUGAUUUACUGCUGUGCAGUACUGCCUGUUCUACAGUAAUAUCCUUAUAUUAAUAUUUUACUGCAUCAGUUCUCCUGUUUCUCUCGGAGUUAAACAUUUAUUUGCAUAUUUGAGAGUUUAUAUUGAGAGAGAGACGAUUCAUAUGUUUUCUGUUCUCUUUGACUUUUUGUUAAGGUUUGUUUUGAGGAGUGUAAAUUAAAGCUGAGUAACUGAA